CCGAAGCAGAGCAAGCUCAAGUGAGAGGGCAAGUGGAACGCUGAUGUCUCGGGAAGCAAUCCAGCCAGUUUAGGCCAUGAGCAUCUCGGACUCCAGACAUCGUCCCUCGGACCUGGGGCGCGUCUCCUUUCCCAUCCAGAAGGACCGCCUUGACUCCCCUUCGCCCGGCCUGAGAAACCCGUCCUGGCCCCGGACGCCGGACGAGGAUCCCAGUUUGCCCCCCUUCCCCCUGGAAGAGCCUGGCCCCAGGUCCAUCGCCUCAGGGAACCUUCCCUCUCCAGCCUUGUCCCUAGAGGAGGAGGAAGAUGAUGAUGAAGACGCGGCCGAGCCGGAGGCUCUGCGCAGCGAGGAGCAUCUGAGCCAGUUUUUCGCGGAGGCACAGCGGCUGCGGGAGCAGAAGCUGUUGCUGGAUGAAGAGGUGUCAGUCAGGGGGCGAGUAUACGGAGUGCAUCGGGUCAUCUUGGCCGCAGUUAGCAGCCUUUUUCGAGGCAGGCUGCUGGGCGGCAUUGGUCCGCGACCUUCCUUCAGCCUCAACGUGGCCCCCAGGGCCUGGGAAGCCGUGCUGACCUUUGCCUAUGAGGGGGUGCUGGGUCCAGUCCCCCUGGAGGAUGUGCUGGCCGCCGCAGAGGUCCUGGGAGCGCCCCGUGUGAAGGCCGCGGCCCAGCGGAAACUGGAGAGGACUGGGAGCACCCAGGACGAUGAAAAGCAGCCCAGCCAAGCAGAGGAGCUGAGGGAGAACCUGCGCAGCAUUGAGCUCUUAUACCAAGAGGGCAUCGGGUGUGACCUGGAGCUGGAGGCAGGCGGCUGCCCGCUGAGGGUGCACCGAACAGCCCUGGCCUGUGGCAGCGAGUUCUUUGGGGCCAUGCUCCUGAGUGGGAUGAGGGAAUCCCAGGGCACAGAGGUAUCUCUGAACACCAUGUCUGCCCAGGACCUGCGACUCCUCGUCUCUUUUGCCUACUCUGGUGUUGUGCGGGCUAGAUGGCCAGGACUGCUGAGAGCUGCCCAGGCUGCUCUUCAAUACCAGAGCUCUUCCUGCCUGGCUCUGUGCCAGACAGCCUUGGCACGGGGUCUCAGCCCUGCACGUUGCCUGGCCCUCUUCCCCAUGGCUGAAGCCCCUGGGUUGGAGAGGCUCUGGAGCAAAGCCCGUCAUUACCUCCUCACCCACCUGCCCAUGGUGGCUUUGUGCCCCAAUUUCCCUUCUUUACCGGUUGCCUGCCUAGCUGAACUCUUGGACUGUGAUGAGCUACACUUGCAGGAGGAACUUGAGGCCUUUGUGGCUGCACGGUCUUGGCUAGCUGCCAACCCUGAGACCCAGGAGUCAGAGGCCAAGGCCCUGCUUCAAUGUGUCCGCUUUGGACGUAUGUCCACCAGGGAGCUUCGGAGAGUACGGGCAUUGGGGCUGCCUCCACCUCUGUCCCAAGACUUGCUGCGUCAAUUGUUAGUGGAGUCUGAGAUUCCAGGUCGAGAGAGGCGGAGGGAGCCUGACCAGGCUUUGGUAGUGAUUGGUGGGGACAAGCUCAGUUCAGACAUGGCCAUAAAAGAGCCAUCCCGAGGAGUGUGGUGGGCCCGGGCCUUCCGCUGCGGCAUUGGACUGGUGCGAACCAUAGAGUGGGGCCGGCUGCCUGCCCUGCCUGCCCCAGGACGCUUCCGGCACGGGGCUGCGAGCCUAGCAGGAAAUGAACUCUACGUGUGUGGGGGACAGGAUUACUACAGCCACUCCAACACUUUGGCCUCUACUCUCAGGUGGGACCCCAGUCAAGAGGACUGGGAGGAAAUGACACCUUUGUGCCAGGCUCGGAGUUUUUUCCCUCUGGUGGCACUGGAUGGAUUACUUUAUGCCCUGGGUGGACGAGCCAAUGGUGUUGCCCUAAAGUCUGUGGAGGCCUAUAACCCCGAGCUCAAUGAAUGGAGGCCAGCGCCUGCACUUCCAGCACCACGCUUUGCCCACGCAGCAGCUGUUUUGGAGGGCCGGCUGUACAUGACUGGUGGAUGCAACGGGAGUAGCCAAUUCCUGACCUCAUUGCUGCACUAUGACCCCAAACUUGAGAAGCCAGGAACACCUCUGAGCCCUAUGAGGGUGCCUCGAGCUGGCCACGUCAUGGCUGCUCUGGGUGGGCGGCUGUAUGUAGCAGGUGGGUUAGGUGAGACUGGGGAUCUGCUGAGCUUUGAGGCCUAUGAACCAAGGACUGAUAGCUGGACUCACCUGGCACCCCUCCCCUCCCCCCAUGUGGGAGCUGCAAGUGCUGUGCUGCAGGGGGAGUUCCUGGUGCUGGGGGGUUACAGCCACCUUACUUAUGCCCUCUCCCACCUUAUCCAUGCUUACUGUCCUGGCCUGGGCCGAUGGCUCUGCCUGGGAACCCUGCCGAGGCCUCGGGCUGAGAUGCCUGCCUGCAUCCUGAGUCUGCCCACUCUGCAGCAUAUAGCUUUAGGUCCCACAAGGCACCAAACCAAACCCGCUGGGUGAGGGUGGAGCAGCAGCAGUGGAUGGGGGAGGAAGGGAUAAGACACAUCAUAAGAGAAGGACAGAGAUGAUGGGAGUGGAAGAGCAUUCUUUAUUCGUGGUAGUGUUUUAUUCUAGUACAGUGCUUUACAAUUUGUAAACUGCUUUUGAAUAUAUGAUCGUCAUGGAAGAAAAGGUGGCUCCAGAAUUCCUAGGGAAAGGUCAUUGAGGAAGGAGAGCAGCCAAAUGCCUAGGUAAGGAGAAGAGACCCAGAAGCAAUUCUACAAGAUUUGAGGACCCUGUUAUGAUUCUUCAUGGGAAAAGUACAUCUAGCUGGGAAGACAGUCAAGAGACUCUAGUAGCCAAAGUGUAGGGGCCAUGAGAGGACAGCGUGGAAAAUGAUGGUUCUGACCCAUGGAUUCGAGGAGAAAAACAUGGAAAGGCCAUCCAUGA
Messenger RNA from Molossus molossus (Pallas's mastiff bat), 2893 nucleotides. RefSeq names its product kelch like family member 33 (gene KLHL33). NCBI's taxonomy places the organism in Eukaryota, Metazoa, Chordata, Mammalia, Chiroptera, Molossidae. The record is from RefSeq and is a predicted model, not a curated record. The coding region runs from base 77 to 2464 and encodes 795 amino acids. Gene Ontology annotation, molecular function: protein binding. The transcript is spliced from 5 exons.